Molecule: messenger RNA, 1107 nt
Organism: Ilyonectria robusta
Lineage: Eukaryota; Fungi; Ascomycota; Sordariomycetes; Hypocreales; Nectriaceae
Product: acyl transferase/acyl hydrolase/lysophospholipase
Exons: 4
Coding region: 1-1107 (368 amino acids)
Biological process (GO): arachidonate metabolic process
Cellular component (GO): membrane
Source: RefSeq, a predicted model, not a curated record
AUGCAGAUCACGGCCCACUUCGCUCACAGCGACAUAGACGGCGGAGGUAUCCGCGGGCUCUCGGAGCUCAUUAUCCUAGAACAGAUCAUGAACCGGAUCAAAUUCCUGCUUAAACUUGACGAAGAUCCCCUCCCGGCGGAUUACUUUGACUUGAUUGGCGGCACAUCGACAGGAGGCUUGAUUGCACUCUUACUGGGACGCUUGCGGUUGUCCGUCCCGCAGGCCAGGGCAGAGUUCGUCCGCAUCUCAGAGGAGGUUUUCUCCGCUUCGACAUUCUACAAGACGCACAAGUUUGACGCGCGAAAAUUGGAAGACGCAGUCAAGCGGCUUCUGGGAGACAACAGAAGCGAAGAGAGGAUGAACGAGAAAGAUGACAAUAGCAAAGUCUUCGUCUGCUCUGUACCACAGACGUACCUUAAGGAACGGGGCGGUCCUCGACUUUUCAGGACAUAUAGUGUACUUGAAAAGGAAACAUUCAACUGCACCAUCUGGGAGGCCUGUCGAGCAACCUCCGCCGCGCCUACGUACUUUGACCCGAUCUACAUAGGGGAUAAGGGCGAGAAAGAGCCGAUGGUUGAUGGCGGACUUGGAUACAACAACCCGGUUGAGCAGGUCUUGCAAGAGGCGAGGAAUGAAUUCCCCGGACGCAAGGUCGCCUGUGUUGUCAGCAUUGGAACCGGUGUCGCUAACGCCAUUAAGUUUCCUAAAUCACCAAAGACCAGUUUUCUCAAAGUUAUUAAGGCGCUCACGGAAAUGGCAACGGAGUCUGACACGAUUGCAGACAAGAUUCAGGAGAGGUUCCGAGGCACAAGGGACACGUACUUCCGCUUCAGCGUCGAUCACGGCCUCGCUGAAAUUGGGCUGGAAGAGUGGAAGAAUCAAGUUGAUGUCCGCACCAAAACGACCGAAUAUAUCAAUCAGCGCACGGUGCUUGACCAAGUCAUGCAAGUAGCCACGGCGCUGCUAGCAUCCAAGAUUGUCGGCGGUGGGGACGGCGAGAACAAAGGCUCGCAGGGUCAGCCGCGGAUGCUGGAAUGGCGACCGAGUGAAAGGCCUAUCCCCAAGUUUCCCUACACUACCGAGCAGUUGGCACUUCAGAGUAUGUAG